Messenger RNA from Laccaria bicolor S238N-H82, 1174 nucleotides. RefSeq lists its product as uncharacterized. The record is from RefSeq and is a predicted model, not a curated record. NCBI's taxonomy places the organism in Eukaryota, Fungi, Basidiomycota, Agaricomycetes, Agaricales, Hydnangiaceae. The annotation marks the transcript as partial. The transcript has 4 exons.
CCCUGAUAACACUUCAAACAACGUUCAGCACUCUGACCCAAUUCCAAUCUCUUCUUCACGGGCCAGAGCACGUUCAGUCUCAGUUUCUUCUUCGUCCUCAGGUUCGGCUAGCUCUACCUUCGAUCUCUCCACACCGCCCUCUGGCUCUUUAGGUUCCCAGCGGAUCUCUAUUCCCCAGACUUCGCCUUCAAGCUCUCCCAUUCUUUCCUAUUUUCUCGCCCAGUCCCCUACCAAGACUCCAUCUUCAGCGACUUUCCCUUUCAAACGCAAGUUUGGAACCGCCCCCGUGUUUGAAGCAGACGAAGAAACGGAAAAGGAGAUACCUGUCGCCGCGCACGCGCGUCGAGCCAGUGCGACAGUAGCAAAUCGCUUCUCUCAACCGCAAACCACGCUCCCUGACUCUCACCAGGAACGAGGUACAGGUCUUUUGCGAAGGCUCUCAUUGAGCAGUUCCGCCUUCACCAAGCCGCAAUUUGACUCCAAUUCUCCCCCGAGCCCUCCUCCUAAUACAGCUGUAAGCCCUACGACCAGAGGCGCUCCCUUCACCUCAAAGCCUCGUCGUUCGGCUACCGUCGCUGAGGGUGCCAAGCCUCGUCGAGCACCUUCUCCUAUGGGAGAGCGGAUUCUCAAAGGCCAUUUCGAUGGCUUUAAUUGAAUUUUUGCCCUAGGCUUAUCUUUAUCCGUCCACUCGUUUCCCUACCCUAACCGCUCUCCCAACUGUCCUUCCUUCGCAGCAUGAUACCCGCAACCGUCUGUGAGGUGUAUUUCCACAACAUAUUGCGACCAGGACAACUCGUUAUGACAUUCCACUGUAUAUAGCGUGGACCUUUCUCUCCUGGGUCGUUGCAGUCUCAUCGUUGUACUAUUUGUUCACAUUUUCAGAUCUUACUUCCAACUCUCAUCUCUCUUGUCGCGUUCCAAUCUCGGCCACCUCCAGAUCGUCAUUCUUUUGAAACGCAUCUCCCUUUGUGAUAUGGCGUGACAAAGAAACCAUCACGCCAUUUUGCAAGCCGCUAUUGAGAUUAAUUGUUCUCUCUCUCUCUGAAUCUUUCCUUCCGUUUCCGUCUUCGCCAUUAUUUCCGAAGCGACCAACUUGUACUUGUAUAUUAAGGAGUAUUUGUACCGAUAAAUGUGUAGGUGAAAAUGCUAUGAAGAAACUUUUGCAUACGCAUAA